CGUUCUCCACACGCGUCGCUCUGGUGUUGUCGCAAAACAACAUUGGCGCGCGAACCUGUACUUAUCGUUAUCAUCACCUCACUCUCAAAUGCUGACACCCAAUUGCGAAAUCGACGAAAUUUGACGGCUACAAUUUCAUUCGGCACGCACCUCCGCGAAUAAUCUUGUUCUGGGCACUGAAGUGACAUGGGCUUCUGAAGCUGAAAACGAAGUCUACUCCAUAAUCCCAACUCUUCCAAGAUCGACACCACCCUUUUCCGCAAGAAAACACACGGCAGAGGGCACGGAUAUAGCAUAUAUCACCUCGAUCUACAACAAUGCCGCGUCCGCCCGCAAAGCGUAGUCGCCCGACAUCCAAGGCCGUGCCUGCUUCCACGCAAAAUGUAUCGUCGAAGCCAAGGCGCGAUGGUGUCAGUUCAGGGGAUACAUCCAAAGCCUCGACAGAGAAUACGCAUGGCACGAGAGGUGCAUCCCAACUGGAAAUCGGCACCGGCACUCAGGAUUCGGAAAUCAUACGGCAAUUGAGGAAUCAGACACCGAUGACCAAGACAUAUGAGCAGGCGGUCGAAUCGUCACCUGCAACGGCCACAGGUAGCCGACCACCUACAAGAGCCCGCGGCUAUUCAUCUACGCUUUCCAUUGCCGGACGGAAAGGAGAUAUGAGUUCGAAAGUUCCGGGAACCCCGGCCUUUGAAAGUUCGGUAUUGAGCAACUUCAGAAGGAGACCUCGACAACCCAGCAUUCUCCAGAUGAUGCAAGCGGAAGAUGGCUCUUCUGAUUUGGAUGACGAUUUUCUGGGCGGCUUGAGCCCGGAGGAUGAGUCCACGCCGUUGAACCUUUCUAGAGGGAAAUCGCUCGCCCUAAGGUCGGCUGCCUCGCCGUCCCCAUCCCGCCAGUCGUUACCUUCAAGCGAACGUUCCCGCAAGCGCAAACUGUCGACGGAGAACCGGGAUAUUGCCAAGUCUCCAUCAACAGAGACAGGGUCUGGCGUUGAUCUUCCUGAAUCAAGCGGAGAAGAAAGUGACCUUAGCGAACCCCCGAGUCCGGCACAGCGAUCCGAGUCGCCGGAGCAAUUCAAUCGAACAAUGAGGUCACCCAUGAGCAGCAGUGCGCUCUCGAGUCCUUCAGAUUCGGAUUCCACGCCUACUGCGCAUCGUAUGACGGGACGUGCAGCAACCCGUCGCAAGCAAGCGGUUGACCAAAAGGCUUCCCUUUCUACAGCAAUUCUCCAAGACAAAUUUCUUCCUAGAAGACAACUAAGACAUCACGAUGGGACCGAGUUUGGGGUUGCAAGUGAUCAGGAAGAUGACGACUUGAGCUUUGCGCUCUCGCAGCCAUCAUACAAAUCGCGACGAAACCGGGAGACCAACCCCAAACAUCCAUCUAGUAGUCGAACCCGCGCGGCGAAGCAAAAGACACAGAAUGCGGUUGGCAGUGAAAAGAAGGCAAACCCUCGCUCGAGUCGCUUAAAACAGCGCAAGGAGCAGGCAAAUGCGAACCCAAGUAAUUACAGAUCCAAUUCCCACGGCGCCACUGGAAUGAACAAGGAAAACCAACCUGUUGAAACGUCCUCCCCGCUGUCCUCACCUCCCCCUUCGGAUGACCUUGAAUCAGAGUCAGAAUCAGAUGCAGAUACGGAGCCCAAUUUCGCCAGCGAAGAGUUGAAAUUACAGGCGAAGAAGUUCGCCGAAGUGGACCGAUGGCAAAUGGAAUUCGAAGAGGUGGUUGUCUCUGGCAGCCAGGGUAGCCCGUCCAGGUAGAUUUACU
Molecule: messenger RNA, 1767 nt
Organism: Aspergillus candidus
Lineage: Eukaryota; Fungi; Ascomycota; Eurotiomycetes; Eurotiales; Aspergillaceae
Exons: 1
Coding region: 318-1760 (480 amino acids)
Source: RefSeq, a predicted model, not a curated record